Messenger RNA from Lates calcarifer (barramundi perch), 2519 nucleotides. It is a transcript of the gene il17rel, whose product is annotated as interleukin 17 receptor E-like. Gene Ontology annotation, molecular function: interleukin-17 receptor activity. Lineage: Eukaryota; Metazoa; Chordata; Actinopteri; Centropomidae. The record is from RefSeq and is a predicted model, not a curated record. The coding region runs from base 454 to 2187 and encodes 577 amino acids. The transcript has 19 exons.
AGGCAGAGGAAGCGUUUUCCUUUAAGAAAUAAGCGCUUUACAGUGCGCGCUGUCAGUGCUGAGGUGUUCUUAUUGUUAUCACGCUUACAAAUCUGUUGACAUUCAAACCAUUCGAGUCAUGACAAAUAGUUGUGAUGAUUUAAUGAACAAAUAUUUGGAGCUUUUAUAAAGCGCCAGCAGGGCGUCUCUGGUAGUCCACUGCCGAUGACUUCACUGUGCGCUAAUACGCAUGGAAUCUGUGUGAUUGUUCACCCAUCCUGUGCACAGGGGGAAAAAUCACCAUAGUUAUUUGGUGAUAUCGCGGGGACGUGUACAUUUAACGAGGUAUUGACGUUACAAGCUGUUGGACUCGUGCGUAAUUACGCGCGGCGAGUGGUGGAAAAAGUAUUCAGACCCUUUACUGAGGAUUUAAAAAAAACAAACAAACACAAGAAGAGCCUUCCUCACCUCACCAUGGAACCAUCUGCCAGUCAGAGGAAGACGCAGCACCAGAUUACAGGACCUGGACAGAGCAGAGUAGAGGAUUUCCAGUGCUGGCCGGUGAAGAUGAUCCUGUGGGCUGCCUUGGUGAUGUCUCACUGUUGUUGGGGUCUGAAUGGAGCUGCAGCAGAAAACACAGGACUGGAGAGGAUAGAAAAAUGUGGCACCAGGUGUUCUCAGGGCCUUCACUGCAAGACCAAACCUGACAAUUUGUUUCCUCCUCCAUGUCAGGACUCCACUGAAGGUUUCACCACAUCCUCCGUUUUCCACAACAUCAGCCUCUCCACGGUCAUGCACUGUGUGGGGAAGCAGAAGUGCUCGCUACACCUCCGAAUAAAAACUACAUUACAACUCACUGAGUCCAUCCAUGGUUUGUCUGUUUGCACCGUUACUGCAGGGAUGAUGAUGAACUGCCGAAUCGUCAGCUUCUCGAGAUCUUCGAGAGAAAGGAUGUCUGGGCUGCAGGUGGAAGUUGAGAAUGAUUGUACUGACGUUUCUCCGAACCAGCAAAUACAAGUUAUGGUGAAGACUGUGCCGAGCUACUGUGGCGUAAUCUGGGCUGGCACCUACGACGCUCCACAAUGCAUCAGUGAAGAUCUUAGAAGAAAUGUCCCUGAAUGCAUCACUGGUAGGCUAUCAUACGACGUAAACCUGGAGAGAAAAGAGCUGAACGUCAGUGUAUCAGACAUGCUCGAAGGUCACAACUACCAUCUCCGUCUGUGCUACAAGGAUUUCAUCUGCUUUGGCGCAGGGGCGAGUGCACUGAUAAAGAAGGAGGAACCUGUAAAGAGUGUCACCCUCCAAUACUCCCGACCUUUGCCCUGCCUCUGCAUUGAGGGGUGGUCAGCUGUGAUGGAUGCUCCCAGAGUCCAGGUCUGCCCAUUCAAAGACCGUGUCGAGGAGCUUUGGUCUGGAGUAGCUUUUGACCCACUGGAGGGGACGCUAUCAUGGGAAUCACUCUGUCCGGUUACUGCCGUUGUCACGUUGUGCCAGAAAAGCAAGGCCGGCGUCUGCAUGGAUCUGCCCCACGCCUCCCAGAACAUCACCAGAGGAAAGAUAACAUUUACUGGAGUGGAUCCACACCCUCAUCUGUGCAUAAAGUUUACUGUAGGCCCUGACUCCUGGACCAGGUGCCCCUUUGCUGAUGGGAGAUUCCAAGCAUGGAGGGUGGUUCCACAGAGUCACGAAGGAGUGAAGAUGUUGUCACAGAUCACUGCAGUGUUUUCCGUGGGGGUGUGUGUGAAGUCCUCUGGGCUCGCUGAGUGCCAGAUCACCAGAUCAGACACUGUGCAUGUGGAGAAGAAUAAAGCUGUUGACAUAAACCUGGCAGAGGAACUGUGCAACUCUUGCAUCCAGGUCAAGAGGCUCGAUGUGAAGUUUGCCACCACAGUCCUUCACUGUUUUGAUCAGUGCAAUCAGUCGUCACCUCUCAGACCCGUCAUCUCCAGCCAGACCUCUUUGGAUUUGACCUGGGUCGUUGUACCGGCUGGUGUUUGCCUCUCUGCCAUAAUAAUUAUCAUUCUGGUGCUUCAUGUGCUGUUAACUGUGUAUCAGAGGAGGAAACAGAAAAGAAAUGGAGAUGAAAAGCAAAUAGAUCCUGCUCUCGACUGCGUGGUCCCUGCAUUACAAACUCAUCCCCAUAGAGGGAUCCUCGUACCCGACUCGCCGCAGUGUGGGAAACACAGAGAAAGCCAACCUGAUCUCUGAAUGACCAAAGGACGGUUCUCUGGGUUCUCUGGGCCCUGAAACAACACCUGCGACUCAUGUGGUUUAAACUGUAAAGACGUCAUGCAAGUUCUCUGUUGAAUGCAUUGUGUACAAUGUUGGGACAGAUAUUUCAACUGUUAUGUAAGUUACUGAGUAUGUGUUGGAUAGUAUGCUUGUUAUAGUCUGUUUUAUUGGUUUGGGUGAAAGUUACUUUUUAUAUUGACUUUGUUUUUUGUUUUUUAAGUAAGUUAAAAUACUCGCUUUGCUUCCAGCUAAACUUGUUCCAUCCCAAUAUAAAUCUCUAUUUUCAAUAAAAAAAAAUACAAACAAAA